Molecule: messenger RNA, 2376 nt
Organism: Octodon degus (degu)
Lineage: Eukaryota; Metazoa; Chordata; Mammalia; Rodentia; Octodontidae
Product: UDP-glucuronosyltransferase 1-8
Exons: 6
Coding region: 106-1704 (532 amino acids)
Molecular function (GO): UDP-glycosyltransferase activity
Source: RefSeq, a predicted model, not a curated record
AAUGUCCUCCUGGCUGGUGGGUGACUGAGACGGGAAGCAAAGCCAGGCUUUCUGACAUCCCGUGCUGCCUAUACUCUUCUUGCUCAAGCCUUGACUUCCAAAAGGAUGGCUGGCCCUCUUGCUGAGUUUCAGAGAUUUUCUACAGGGCUUUUCUUCUUGUCACUUUGGGGUACUGUUGUAGGUGACAAACUCCUGGCAGUCCCGCUGGAUGGAAGCCACUGGCUUAGUAUGAAAGAUAUACUUGAGCAUCUCAGUGACAGGGGACAUGAGAUCGUGGUGCUGGCACCAGAAAUCAACUUGCUGUUGAAAGAAUCUAAGUACUACACCAGAAAAAUUUACCCGGUGACCUAUAGCCAAGAAGAGCUGGAGGAGCGUUUCCGCUCCUUCGGGAACCAGCACUUUGCAGAGAGAGCAUACGUGACCUCUGCCCUGACGGAGUACAGGAACAACAUGAUCGUCAUUGACAUGUGGUUCUUCAACUGUCAGUGCCUCCUGAAGGACUCAAACACCCUGAAUUUCCUCAAGGAGAGCAAGUUCGAUGCUUUGCUCACAGACCCAGGGCUCCCCUGUGGAGUGAUCCUGGCCGAGUACCUGCAGCUGCCCUCCGUAUACCUCUUCAGGGGCUUUCCCUGCUCCCUGGAGCAUGUGUUCAGCAACAGCCCGAGUCCUGCAUCCUAUAUCCCCAGAUGCUACACAGAGCUUUCUGACCACAUGACGUUUCCCCAACGGGUGAUCAACUUCCUUGUCAGUUUCUUGGAGAACCUGUUGUUUCACUGCCUCUAUUCAAGGUAUGAAGACCUUGCCUCGGAUCUCCUCAAGAGAGAUGUGCGCUUAGCCUCCUUAUUUCAGAAGGACCCCGUGUGGCUGUUAAGAUAUGACUUCGUGUUUGAGUACCCCAGGCCAGUCCUGCCCAACAUGGUCUUCAUUGGAGGGACCAACUGCAAGAAGAUGGGAGCCCUGUCUCAGGAAUUCGAAGCUUAUGUUAAUGCCUCUGGAGAACAUGGAGUUGUGGUUUUCUCUUUGGGGUCCAUGGUCUCAGAAAUCCCGGAGAAGAAAGCUAUGGCCAUCGCUGAGGGCUUGGGCAGAAUACCUCAAACGGUCCUGUGGCGCUACACUGGAACUCCACCAUCAAAUCUCGCAAAGAACACAAUACUCGUCAAGUGGUUACCCCAGAAUGAUCUGCUUGGCCACCCGAAGACCCGGGCAUUUAUCACACAUGCCGGCUCCCAUGGCAUUUAUGAAGGGAUAUGCAAUGGCGUCCCCAUGGUCAUGAUGCCCUUGUUCGGUGAUCAGAUGGACAACGCAAAGCGCAUGGAAACCCGGGGAGCUGGCGUGACCCUGAACGUCCUUGAGAUGACUUCUGAUGACUUAGAAGGUGCUCUUAAGAAAGUCAUCUAUGACAAAAGCUACAAGGAGAACAUCCUGCGCCUCUCCAGCCUGCACAAGGACCGUCCCAUCGAGCCGCUGGACCUGGCAGUGUUCUGGGUGGAGUUCGUGAUGAGGCACAAGGGGGCGCCGCAUCUGCGCCCUGCGGCCCACGACCUCACUUGGUACCAGUACCACUCUUUGGAUGUGAUUGGCUUCCUACUGGCCAUUGUGUUGGUGGUGGCCUUCAUCACCUUUAAGUGCUGUGCCUAUGGCUUCCGGAAAUGCUUUGGAAAAAAGGGCCGAGGGAAGAAGACCCACAAAUCCAAGACGCAUUGAGAAGUUGAGUGGGAAAGAAGGAAAAAUUUUGUUAAAUUUUUUAAUCAGAUACACACUUGAAAACAGAGUCAGUGUUAAAUCUCUUUCAUUCUCAUUAAAGAAAUCUUUUGUUAGACAUCCCUGAAGUAUUUUUGUAAAAAUAAAAAUAAUGUAAUCACUGGUCACCCCACAGGCAAAGGGAUUUGAAUACGGAUUCAAACUCGAGUCUGUGCUGCCCUUGUUGUUUGUCAAAUGAUGCAAAAAAGAUGUUGGCACUUUAUAUUGUUUUUCUUACUCAAGAAAGUCGCCUGUUUGAACGUGCAGGAGUCCCAGGUGGCCCGGAGGUUCUCCUCCCUUCAGCGAUGGCUUUAGGUCCCUGAUCCCUGUGGCCUCCUUUGUUGCAGCCUCAGCAGUGAUGCGUGGCCUCCCCAGGGUCACGCCCUGUAGGUGUUGCUCUGGUGUUCAGAGGGAAGGCUUUGUGCCCUUGGGGUGCGUCAGGUAUGAACGAAUGGGUGGGGGGCCUUGAGAGCACCUGAUUUCUAGCUUUGUUGGGAAAACUCUUGGGUGAUGUGUUUGAGGUGCUAGGAACUGCUUGUGUCAAGUGGAGUGGAAUUUGAUAAAAACAAGGAGAUUGCUGGGGACUAUGUUUUUUCUGAUAAUGAAAAUUUUAUUAAUAAAUUCACAUAAAUUAUA